GGUGGUUGUGGCGGAGGGGGCGAAGCUGGUAUUUCUGGUGGUGUCGGAGGCCACAGUGUCGGUUGUUACGUGUGGAGCCAGUGGUUAUAGCUGCUAUCGAACUCGGUGAUACUCACAUUUCAUCGCUUGCCAUUCAUACAUUGAUACCAGUAAACUACUGAGGGAUCAUUACACACAACUACACUUUCCCUUUCUACACUUCUAUUGGAACAUGUGUCUAUGUUAGGAAGCCGAUAACAUUAUCAAUCUUGUUGCCGUUACUAUUGUUAUUGCUAUUAUUAUUAAUUAUUAUUAUUAUUACUAUUAUUAUUAUUAUUAUUACUAUUAUUGGUGUAUAUACGUAAAAAAAAAACAAGGAUUUUUGGAUCACUAUUAUAUUUACCAUACAAGACAUUUCAUCACAUUCGGUUCCGUUUAUUAAUACAACUACUACUACGAUUACUACUACUACUACACACCGACAACGAUGAAGCUGUGUUUAAUAAUCACAUCAUUUGCUGCUCUCUUUAGCACGGUGAACUCUAUUGACGCCGUCAAAUCAGCGUGCAGUUCAGGAAUAAACGGUUAUACAUAUAGGAACUGGACAGGAAUUAUCCAGUCUCCAAAUUUUGAAAGAGGAACUUACGAAAACAAUGAGCGCUGUGAGUGGAGAAUAAGGCUAAGCGCUGGAAGUCGUGUCAAGUUAACUUUCCGACAUUUUGAGCUAGAAGAGCCUCAGUCAGCCAAUGCCAAGAAAUGUUGGGAUUAUAUUGAGCUUUUAGAUGGACCGGAGAAUCACAGGACGUUGUUGACGAAGAAGUGCGGUAGAUCUCAGCCAGAAACGGUCAUCUCCAAAACCAAUGAGGUAGCCCUCAAUUUCUUUUCUGAUAACAGCAAAGUCUACAAAGGAUUUGAAAUAGAAUAUGUAGGGGUCUGUGAGAACACAAUCACAGAAUUGAAGGCUCUUAUUGAAAGCCCUGGCUACCCAGAACUUCCGCCCCCUGGUGUUGUAUGUAAAUGGACGUUGAAAGGAGACAAAGACAACAGACCCGCCGUGGAAGUGAAGUCAAUAAAACAUUACUUUAAGAUUUGCAGUCAUUCUGGUUUAAAGAUCACAGACCUUCCUCAUCAGGACAGAACUGAUUAUCUCUGCAAAAAUCAUUCUGGUCUCAAAUUCUCCGGUGGCCCAGCGCUACAGAUAACAUAUGACCCACGAGAAGCGACUCGGAUUACCAAAUUUGUCCUCAAUGUUUCACACGUUGGAUCAAAUCCAUGCGAAAUUUCCCCGUGUUUGAACGAGGGUAACUGUUUGGACCUCGGAAAUAACUUCAACUGUUUAUGUCGACCAGGAUUUUCAGGAGCCAAAUGUGAAUCUGAUAUUUACGAAUGUGAAUCGAACCCAUGCCAAAACAACGGUGUCUGUAGGGACUUUAUAAACGGUUUCAUGUGUACUUGCCCUUAUGGUUAUACGGGUUCGACAUGUGAAACCCCGAUCAAUACUUGCCGUGGAAUAUCGUGCUUGAAUGGUGGCAUAUGUGUUGCGGAUAGCGAAGACACUUAUCACUGUGACUGUCUUGGUGGCUACACGGGUCCCGUUUGUGAAAACCGUACCGACGGAGUUAUACCCGGACAGACCUGUAAAAUGAUCAAAUGUCAAAACGGUGGUAGCUGUCUGCCUUAUAAAGAAGGCGGAUUCGUAUGUAAAUGUCCUGCUGGUGUGAUGGGUCCCUAUUGUGAAGUAGUCACCGGUAAAGAAUGCGACAAAAACCCUUGUUCUGCUGAUGCAACUUGUGUUGCAACCACAAAUGAUGAUGACGAAAUAUCAGAACAUAAUCCAGGAUUCAAAUGUCUCUGUCCAGAGGGUCGUAUUGGUCAGUUUUGUGAGAAUUACGUUGACCAUUGUCUUAUAAACGAGUGUCACAAUGGAGCAUCAUGUAGUUCUGUAGCCAAUACAUUCUAUUGUAGUUGCACAUCGGGCUUGAAAGGACGUUUGUGUGAGCACGACAUUGACGAAUGCCUGGAUAAUCCUUGUGAAAAUGGCGGUCGUUGUGAAAACGCCUAUGGCACUUACUCAUGUGAUUGCAAGAAAGGAUUCACUGGCUACAAUUGUUCGACCAAUUUGAACGACUGCACAGUCAACUCUUGUCAAAAUGGUGGAACUUGUAUUGAUCGAAUCAACGGCUAUGCUUGCAAAUGUCCGUUUAAUUUCUGGGGUAAAAAGUGCCAACAUAAGCGGUAUCCAUGCGAUCAUAAGCCUUGUAAGAAUGGCGGUGUAUGUGUUAGUUAUAAAGCUAGCUUCUACUGUGAAUGCAAACAAGGAUUUACAGGUAAAACAUGUUCUGAUCUUCUUGACCCAUGUAAUCCGCAACCGUGUCAAAAUAACGGUAAAUGUGUUUACGAACCAGUUAAAGGUGACUUAAAAUGUGUAUGCCCACCAGGUAUCUUAGGAACAUUAUGUGAACUCAGAAACGAAUGUUUUUCAAGCCCUUGUCUCAACGGGGCUCGCUGCUUAGAACAGCUAGGAAAAUACGUUUGCAAAUGUGCCCCCGGUUUCUACGGCAAGCAUUGUCAAACAAAGAAGACUACAUGCAUACCCAACCCUUGUACUCAUGGAGGUCGAUGUAUACAAUUAACAAACAUCUUUCAAUGUCAAUGCACCAAAAAUUACGACGGGCAAACGUGCUCGCACUUUAAAUACACAGAUACAUUACAUUGUCCUGAAGAAGUUGAUUCCUUCAAUGGCAGUGGCAUCUUAUGGUUUGGCACACAGGUUGGGUAUCACGACAUUCAACCCUGUCCACCUGGAGUUCUUGGAAACGCAACCAGGCAAUGUUUCGAAGACAACAGUGUCCCAGAUGUCAGAGCUACUUGGGGAAGACCAGACUUAUCAAACUGUGUCCACAAGAAGUUUCUGGACAUUAAGAAAAAGGCUGAACAGUUAUUAUUGUCAGAGAGGGUCACUACGGAAAACAUCAACGAGGUUUCGAACACAAUUUUUGACAUUGUCGAGAAUAAAUCGAACCAAAAGCUACAGCUUUAUCCCGGCGAUCUCGGUGUCGCUGUUGACACUUUCGGUAUAAUGGCAGACGUGGUCGGAGAGGCUUCCGAUGACGAUGUGGAUAUGCAGCCAACUAUAGAGGCAUUUGGAAAAACUGUUGGCAGCGUCAUUGACCAGUCUGUUGUACCAGUAUGGAGGAAUGCAAAUCCGAACAUGGUCGGGGAGAAGAUGGCGUCGGUGCUAGCCAAUACAGAACGGAUGGCAAGCAACGUAUUUCAACACGGCCACCGUGGAAGUACGCAAAGUUACUCAAUGGCUUCAACAAAUUUAGAUUUCAGUAUCUCAACUGUGGAGGACGUAUACACUGGCGAUAAACUGAAAAGAUCAGAAACCAGUUCAAUCAGGCUCCCAGACGAAGUCUAUGACAUCUGCCGUCGUGAAAACAAAGGUCGCCCUGUUGGAUUGUUCAACGCACGUUUUACAUCAAUCGGUCAAAUAUUGUCAUUUAAACAAGACAGACCGAAUUCGUUGAACGACACACGGAUUAUCAACUCUGACGUCAUCACGAGCAGUGUCGUCGGUGUGGCCAGGAGUAAGUUUCAACGCCUCUCUUCCCCGAUCAUCCUUGUCUUUCAACUAAAGGACGAAAAUAUACGCGGCAAUUUCAACGAAUCCUGUGUCUUUAUGAACAUGAACGCUACUAACCGCUUUGACCGUUGGCAAUACAAGGGUUGCUAUUUAGCCAAGAAGACGGCCGGCUAUACAGAAUGUCAUUGCUACCAUAUGACCAAUUUCGCCCUCUUGAUGGACGUCCACGGAAUUGGUGAAAAAAUCGACGACAGACACCAGAUUGCUUUGUCAUUCAUUUCUUAUAUCGGUGGUGCAUUAUCCAUUCUUGGUUGUGUUCUGUCUGUCUUUGCUUUUGAAUAUUUCAGGCUGUCCAGUGACCGAGUACGAAUUCACGAAAACCUGGCUGUCUCAAUAAUUCUGGUGCAACUCAUAUUUUUGAUUGGCAUCGACAGGAAAGAUAGUCCGGUGGCGUGCAAAGUGGUCGCCAUAUUUCUCCAUUACGUCAUGAUGGCAAUGUUUUGUUGGAUGUUAGUUGAAGGGAUACAUCUUUACAUUGUUCUGGUGAAAGUGUUUAAAACCGGAAGUCACCUGAAAAAAUAUGCCGCCAUUGGAUGGGGUGUUCCAUUGGUCAUCGUCGGAAUUCCUGUCGCAUUAGCAUUCGAUAAUUAUGGACAAGGAAACAUAUGCUGGAUGACAAGUUCAAGUCUGCUAGUUUUGUUUGUGCCAACGGUUGCCCUGGUGAUAGUGCUAAACACUAUAGUGUUGGCAAUCGUCAUUCGAGUUAUGCUGCGUUCAUUUCGAUCUUCCCACCGAGCUAUUGCUGAAGAGACAUCUGCUGUACGAGUUGGACUUAAAGCCACUGCAGUGUUACUGCCAUUAUUAGGGCUUACAUGGACUUUCGGUUUCCUGUCUGUCGACUCCAGUUCCACGCUGGUAUUCACCUACAUAUUUACUAUUCUAAAUUGUUUACAGGGCCUCUUCUUCUUUAUAUUCCAUUGUUUGAUGAAUAUUGAUGUACGCAAUGCAAUCAAAAGAAAAUAUUUUGGCAGAAAACGAAGUACUAUGUCUGCAGGUCGAAAGAGUUCCGUGGAUUUCGAGACAUAUGGCGAGUUUUCGUCAGGAGGCAAAAAGCUUGUGCGGGAUUCUUCUACAUCUGUGGCGACCAACACUACAGAUUUAUGCAGCUUUGAACGCAAAAGAGCAACCCUUAGCGAGAAACAUCCGAACUUAUUGAACAAAUCCACCAACUGCAACGGAGAAGUGAGCCGAAAUGGGAGCGUUUCGGCAAAAACAUCAAAGUAACGACACCAACGUCACCGUCUUCUCUUCCAGCUCCUCAGCCUUCAUCUCUGCCAGACUCAAGCAACGAUAACCACAAUCACCAACGUGAUGAUAUCAAUGUUAAGGAAGGCUACAUGGAAAACGGCACGGAAACACGACUUCAGGGUAGCAAAAGCUUUCCCCCUGCGAAAAAUAAAAUCGCAAGCUAUGCUGAUGACAACAGCAAUCCGGCCACGUUGGCGGCAUCUGGUUGCUUUGAUGCAACCGACACGUCGUCUUUGAUGGCAGCAGCCGCAGCAGAAGAAGACAAUGAGGGAGCGGAAGAAGUAGAACAGGGGUAUACUGGUAGUGGUGGUGGUGUAGCUGGUGGUGGUGGUGGUACUAGUGGUGAUGGUGGAUGUGCUAAUGAUGGUCACGGUGGUGGUAGUGGUAGUGGUAGUGGUAGGACACCUGAUGAAUGUGGUGACCCUGAAAGUUUCAGUGAUGAUUCUACACCGUUGACCAAAACGACGAAUGCUUACGAUAUUUCGAUGACGGACGACGGAAGUAGCUAUGGAGAUGAGACAGAGUAUCUACGAGAACGAGAACGAGAACAACAACAGAAACUGGAUGUGGAUGAAGUAGAAGAACAACUAAAACUAGAGCAACAACAACAACAAGAUGAAGAAGAAGAAGAGGAAAACCUCAACGAUAUUCUAUCAGAUAUGGAUUCCAUGCUUGAGAAUUCGAGGAAAUAAGACCGGCAGCGUUUUAUUUUAUUUACAAAUUAUAAACACAGAUUAAAAACAUCGACGCAAACUCCACAAUCACAACCACCACCGCCACCACCACUUUAGCACUGACAUUUAUAUCAUCAACGUCGCCCCACCCCACCCAUCCUCUUAAGGAAUUUAUCUGUACAGAAACAAUGUUAAUUAAUUGACUAAUUAACAGCAAAACUACUACCAUCACCGCAACAAUAACGACAUCAAUAGCUUUAAUAAUAGUAAUAAUAAUAAUAAUAAUAAUAAUAAUAAUGAUUUCAAAUUUUGGUACAAGGCCAGCAAAGUUCGGGGGAGGGGU
Messenger RNA from Octopus sinensis (East Asian common octopus), 5890 nucleotides. Its product is annotated as cadherin EGF LAG seven-pass G-type receptor 1. Lineage: Eukaryota; Metazoa; Mollusca; Cephalopoda; Octopoda; Octopodidae. Gene Ontology annotation, cellular component: plasma membrane; protein-containing complex. Gene Ontology annotation, molecular function: calcium ion binding; G protein-coupled receptor activity. Gene Ontology annotation, biological process: heterophilic cell-cell adhesion; cell surface receptor signaling pathway; G protein-coupled receptor signaling pathway. The record is from RefSeq and is a predicted model, not a curated record. Bases 467 to 4849 code for a protein of 1460 amino acids. The transcript is spliced from 27 exons.